CUCCCCUGUGCAUUCAUAAUUCAGGCCGUUCAGCUGUGUCAGUGAAGACAUCCCUGAGUAAAAAUCCAAUCAGAUGAUGCUGUGUGCGAGGCUGUGUGUGUUGGCCCUGGCUGGGCUGGUCCACGGUGGGCCGUACGACAGAAGCUCCUCCGCUCAGUGGGACCUGCACGACAGGCGUCCCUUCGUUCGUGCAGGUCAGGAUAAACGUGCCUCCGAUCAACAGCUUCACCUGGACCCUGAGGUCAACAUGAACAUUUCGGAGAUCAUCCGUCGAUGGGGUUACCCAGCAGAGGAACACAACGUGGUGACAGAGGACGGCUACAUCCUGUCUGUGAACAGGAUCCCACACGGAGUCAAACUCACCACUGCAGGUCCUAAGCCGGUGGUCUUCCUCCAGCACGGCCUCCUGGCUGCAGGCAGCAACUGGAUAACCAACCCGCCCAACAGCAGCCUCGGCUAUGUGCUGGCUGAUGCCGGGUACGACGUGUGGCUGGGGAACAGCAGAGGAAACACCUGGUCCAGGAGGCACGCCUCACUCAAACCCGACUCCGCCGACUUCUGGGAGUUUAGUUUUGAUGAGAUGGCCCAGAAGGAUCUGCCAGCAGUAGUUGACUACAUCCUGAAGACGACAGGCCAGGAGCAGAUCUUCUACAUGGGACACUCCCAGGGCACCACUAUCGCCUUCGUUGCGUUCUCCACCAUGCCAGAGCUGGCCAGUAAGAUCAAGCUGUUCAUUGGUCUGGCUCCUGUUGCCACCGUGGCCUUCACCAACAGUCCCAUGACCAAACUAUCUGUCUUGCCUGACAUUUUGAUAUGGGACCUGUUUGGCAGGAAGGACUUCUUUCCUCAGAGCUACAUGAUCAAAUGGUUUGCGGAGCACUUCUGCAGUAAGGAGCUGCUGGACCAUCUCUGUGGAAACAUCUUCUUCGUCCUCUGUGGCUUCGAUGAGAAAAACCUCAACAUGACUCGGACUCCUGUCUACACCACACACUGUCCUGCUGGUACCUCAGUACAGAACAUGAUUCACUGGGCUCAGGCAGUACAUAGUGGCAAACUGAUGGCCUACGACUAUGGCUCUGCUGCUGGCAACAUGGCCCACUAUAACCAGUCCACUCCUCCCCUGUAUAACGUAAAGGACAUGAAGGUUCCUACGGCUCUGUUUUCUGGGGGCCAGGAUACGUUGGCGGACCCGAAGGAUGUAGCCAUCCUCCUCACCCAGGUAUCCAACCUGGUCUUCCAUAAGCACGUUGAGCACUGGGAACAUCUGGACUUCAUCUGGGGUCUGGACGCCCCUCAAGAGAUGUUUCCAGACGUACUGAAACUACUGGAGAAACACCGCUAGAAUGUUUUAUCUGUUGUGUGUGUGUGUGUGUGUGUGUGUGUGUGUGUGUGUGUACGUGGUUUUAAAAAAUGAGUGAAAACAGAAGGAUGAAAAGAGUGGGAAAUACUGCUUUUACAUGGUUUUAAUUGUGUGUGUGUGUGUGUGUGUGUGUGUGUGUGUGUGUGUGUGUGUGUGAGGGUGGGUGUACAGGUGUAAUGAAUAACUUUUAUUUCUGUCUGGAAGGAACAAUAACCACAUGAUGAUUCCUCACUAGUGAGUGUAGUGAGGAAACGGCACUGAUACCGAUUUUAUUUGUUUUAAGGAAUCAUGUUUCUUUUGUUGUUGUUUUUUUGUUACCAGUGUGUUCUGGAAACUUGAAUGACAUCCAUCUUGACGCUUCAAAGAUUCCACUUGGCCGGGUCCACCCUGGUCUAACCCGGGCCAGCUAGCCAUUUGGCUAGUCAGCUGGUUUGUCUGCAAUAUGCACUUUGUCCUCUCAUGGUCACAGUGGUACUGUUUUGCCUUUUGAGUGCCUUAAAAUGGCUAACAUAAGAUACACUGUUUUAUUUUCUAGUCCUGCUUUACUUGACUAUAGCUGGCUAGUCAAUGAAGGCACAAACCAAAUCAUCACCAAUUCAUAAGAGGUGCCCAAGGGCAGGGACACAACUGUUUAACAUACUCCUCCAUUUGUUUUAAGAGCUCCAUGGAACAUCCCCGUUCAGUCUGCUAUGUGUACGCCUUUCCUGUCAAACGCAGGUUUGGCUGAACGGGAUGUUCAUGUUCAGUCUGCUGUGUGUACACCUUUCCUGUCAAAUGCAGGUUUGGGUGAAUGGGUUGUUCACGUUGAAACGUGUUUGGUCCUUGUGGCCACCUUAAUCGGUCAAAGGGCAGAUCAUUGUUACAACAAGCUCCAUGCCUUGGAUCCAAAACGAGUUUCCAAAGAUCUACCUAAGAGAUAGAAACAUAAUAUUUCUCGUGUUUUAUGUUGUUUUCCACAGAUGGGAAAAUGUGGAUUCACCCACAGUCUUUUACAAAUUAAAAACUUUUUACAUGUUAAUGUUUUAAUGGCAAGUGCGAGACUUUUUUUUUUCCAGUGGGAAUGAAAAGAUCAAGAAACUCAUUUGUGAUGUCUUCUGAAAAACCCUACGGUCAUAGACAAAUGAAAUCCAAACUUUAAUCAAUAAAUCUUUAGCUAGUUUGACUUUUAUGAACAUACAUUAUCACUUUAUAUCAGUAUCAUUAGGUGUGAGCGCUACAGAUAUAAUGUUCGUUUAUUUUUUCCCCUCCUUGUUAAAAUGGCGUUAUGAAGCUGGAUCAGUAUUGAAUCAAGUUAAAACAUCUUUCCUGGGUGAGGAUUUGGUUUCCUACGUAAGGAUUCCUGUGUCAGUAAAACAACGUGGACUGUGUACUACUCUAUGUCUGUGCCUUUUACAAAUUGCGGAAAAAAAUGAACCUUUUUCUGUCAUGAUUUGAUCUUAAUGUUUUCCUUACUAUGUAUAAUGACAUAUGCUAAUGUGAUUAAGGUCCACUGUGUUGUGUAGAGGGAUGGACUACAUUGUGAUGGUGGACGUACGGGGCAGGAAGCAGGAGGGUAGGGCACAGUGAUGUGGAGAGCACAGUGAGUGUAUUCAUGCGUGUUCCUAAUACUAGCUGCUAGCUCCUAUCCUGAUCUUAAUAAGAAUAAACUGUUUACAGCAUUUGAUCAUGUCACUGAUUCUUUAUGCAUCAAUAAACUGAGC
Molecule: messenger RNA, 3060 nt
Organism: Lampris incognitus (smalleye Pacific opah)
Lineage: Eukaryota; Metazoa; Chordata; Actinopteri; Lampriformes; Lampridae
Gene: lipf
Product: lipase, gastric
Exons: 11
Coding region: 74-1342 (422 amino acids)
Molecular function (GO): hydrolase activity, acting on ester bonds
Source: RefSeq, a predicted model, not a curated record